GGCGGACCCAGAAACCACAGCACGCCCGGACCCGACGCGGUCCGGCCCGGCUCGACAGUGGGAAAGAGACCUGCAGGGGACUGGACAGGGGCGGGAGAGCCCGGGCAGCCUCCCCGCCGGCCAGGGUGAGCCCUUCUCACCUCUGUUACCCGUUGCUGAGACACCUGGUGCCUUGUGAACAGAGAGCUGGGUCUGCGGUGUGGAAGACUUGAAUUCAAAUCCAACUUCAAGACACUUCCUAGCUGUGUGGCCCUGGGACAAGAAAUCAGGAGAAACAACCUUGAGCAGAGGGCCUGAAGAACAGGAGGAACUGGGCUUUGGCAGUCACCGGGAGAAUGAAGACUUCUGCUAACCAGAAGCUUGAGGUGACCGGGCAAGUUACCUCACCUCUCUGGGCUUCUAAAAAAUGAAGACACAGAAUUUGGAGCCAUAUUACAGAUGAGGAAACUGAGGCCCAGACUGACCUGUCAAGAUGAUCUAUUUCAUGGACAGCGUGUUAGCAACCACAUCUGCCUGUUCUUAUGAUUGAUAUGCAUCAGGUGAAGACUUCAUUGGAGGUAACUAGGCACUGAACUAAUUGAAUGAACGGGCAUCAUUGCAAGAGUCAGCCUUGUGAGAUGGUACAACCCAACGGGGGUCCAUCAGGAGAUUACGAGACCCUUGGUGAAGGGACUUCCCUGGGGAAACCAACCAUGCUGCAUCUCCCUUCCAACCAAGUCUCUCCGGAGGCUCUCCAGCGCUUCUUGGAGGAGAACCAAGAACUGAGAGAUGCGUUACGACAGAGCAACCACAUGCUCCGGCAGCGCUAUCACGAGUUCAUGAGCUUCCAAGCCAACCAGAGGGAGGAGAAGGAGUUUCUCCUGAGAAAGUUUCAGGAGGCGAAGAAGCUGGUGGAGAAGCUCAACAUGGAGAAGCUGGAGCUGAAAAGAGAGAAGGAGAGGGCGCUGCAGGUAAGUGAGCAGGUCCCAGACGAGACAGAAAGAGAGGCUUUGAGGACUCUGAAGGAGCAGCUGGAGGAGCGUUUGCGACACUUUCAAGAGACCAGUGAAAACCUCCAGAAGGAGAAACAAGCCCUUCUUCUAGAGAACCAGGAGCUCAGGAAGAAGGUAGCCCAGGGGCAAGCUGGGGAGAACCAACUGAGGAUGAAGGACAGUAGGAUCCAACCACAAAGACUGCUGGAGACAGAAUCUCUGCAAGGGCCAAGUGGCAGGAGGGAUUUCGAGGAUACAGGGCUCAACAGCUUCUCCUUCUUGGUGUUUUCUUUUAGUCCUAGGAGUGGGGAUUCCAUUGACUUGCUGAAAAAGAAGAUGCAGGAUGUUGAGAAUGAGAACACAGCACUGAAGCAGGAGCUGGCAUCCCUGAUGGGCAAGGUGGCCCAGUUUGCAUCGAGGGAAAAAGAUGUGGAGAGGAGAGCUGAGCAGCAGAUACAGGUCCUGAAGAGGCAGGUGGAGCAACUGACAGAAGACAAAGGAUCCGUGCAAGCCCAGGUGACCUCACUGCUCGCGGAGCUUCAGGAGAGCCAGAGCUGCCUGGAGGUUUCAAAUAAGGACAGGCAGGUCCUAGAGGACAGAGUCCGAACAACCACUGAGAAGGUCAAGCAUCUAGAGAGUGAGAAUGAACAGCUGCACACACAGCACAGUGUGCAGGUGGACCAGCUGCGCAUGCAGACCCAGAAUGUGGAGGCUGCCCUGCGGAUGGAGCGGCAGGCUGCAUCUGAGGAGAAGAGGAAGCUGGCCCAGUUACAAGUAGCCUACCACCAGCUCUUUCAGGAGUAUGACAACCACAUCAAGAACAGGCAGGCGAGCAGCGAGCGCAAUAGGGGAAUGGAUCUUCACUUGGAAGACCUUAACCAGCAGUUGCAGCAGGCAGAAGAGGCCCUGGUAGCCAAGCAAGAAUUGAUUGACAAACUCAAGGAGGAGGCUGAACAACACAAGACAUUGAUGGAAACCAUCCCAGUCCUGAAGGCACAGGCUGACAUCUACAAGGCUGACUUCCAGGCAGAGAGGCAAGCCCGAGAGAAACUGGCAGAGCGGAAAGAACUUCUGCAGGAUCAGCUGGAGCAGCUCCAGAGGGAGUUUAACAAACUGAAGGCUGACUCGAAAGAAACAACCCGGGCUGUGAACCCAAAUUUCUGCUUUCAAAGUAUUGAAGAUCUGAGAAAACGGCAUGUAGAGAACCCCCAGCCUGCCUUGUCCCAGCCAGUUCAUCCUUUCUCCUUUCAUCCCAUACAACCUGGCCAGAGGAGAAGCCUUCCAGAUGAACAACCAGAUUUUUGUUGUCCCAAAUGUCAGUAUCGGGCCCCAGAUAUUGACACCUUGCAGAUACAUGUCAUGGAAUGUAUUGAGUGAUGCCUGGCCCACAUGAAGCUGUGGCCCAGAAUAGGCCAGCCCACCCUGCUAUCCCCCAUGCUUGCUUUCACUUGCCUGGCUCUUGAUCCAACAUUAGUGAUGUCUGAUGGUAAGCGGCCCCCUUCAUUUAGUUUGCUCUUUGCCUGAUCUGGCUUGCUGUACCUCCAGUUGUGUUAAGUACUUUCUAGAGCUGGAAGCCAUCCAGUCUACCCUUCCCCCCCAUUUUACAGAGGUGAUCAAGUUAAUACAAGUCAUCUCCAUGAGAGAGCAUGUGAAUCCAGGUCCUUUGACUCCAGCCCACGCUGUCUCCCAGUUUGGCCACCUUUGCGUUGGAACAGAGAGGCAGCUGGAGUGGGGCAGGGGUACUACGGCCUGUCCCGUCUUGGUGGUUCUUGGCCCAGCUCUUGGGAAGAGAAGUCCCAGCAUUUAUUAAGGUAUAUCUGGGGCCAGUCUAGACUAGUUGCCAUUUCUGUGGUGCUUUUACAGUUAGACCUAGGCUUUCCAUGCUCUCUCAUUUGAGGCUUAGGUAGUAUUUUCCCCCCUGUUUUAGACAUAGGGAAACUAAAGUUCAAAAGCAAAGAGAUUCAUGGGCCUCCCAUCCAGAGCCAAGUGCUCCCAACUUUAGGUCCAGCAUUGUAGCUGUGGAAAAGAUGAGGCAGUUAUGCCGUAGGCCACACUUGGAAGACAUGCAGUCAGUAUCAAAGAUUUAGCUUGGUGGCUCCUAGCGCUUUUGAAAAGUGUACAUUGGCCCAGAAGAGCUCACUGGGCUCCUUCCUUCCUUCCUUCCUUCUUUCUUGUCGCAUCUUGUAUUGUGCCUCUUGUAUUGUGCCUCUUGUAUCGUGCCUCUUGUACUGAUUUUACUAAUGAACGUAUAGUUAUCGAAUUGACAUCAAACUUAGAAUCUAGAGAUUGUGUUCAGCUGUGUAGUGCUCCCCUUGACCUGUGCUGGACUUGAGUGCUCUUUCCCCUGCCUGUGGGGAAGUAUCAGCCUGCCUGGCAGAGCCACCUUUUUCACUAAGCACUUUAGCACAAAUGCAGCCCCAGUUCUAACCACAACACCGAAAUACUAUUGAAUUACUGCUUGGAUUAUUGGAUCACUAUUCCCCAAAUUCAGGAAGCCUCUUUUCACCACUUCAGACUUUAAAAGGACUAGGUUCCUUCCCCCAGUUGUCAAACUGAGUAAAGUAGAACUUUCAUAUAUUAAAAAAAGACGGCUAAUACUUGAGAGACAAUGUAGGACAAAGGAUAGCUUGCUGGGGCUGGACUCGGCCAGCUUCUUGUCCUGCCUCUCAGUGGCUCUGGAAACUCUGAAGACUUCCAGACCACAGAAGGGUUGCUAUCUUGCUUGGUAAAGUUCGUUUGUGGUUCCACUAACCUGGCCCAACUCCUGACUGCAGCCACUUUUUUUUUUUACCUCUAUCCCAGUGGCCUUCUCAUAUGAGAUGCCCCUGCUCUUUGUAGACCUCCCCCAACCCCCAAACUGCCAACUUGACUUAGUGGUUUAAUGUAAUACCCAGAACACAGGUUGCAUUUUCUUUCUUUCCUUUCCCCAAAGCAGCUACUACUGUGGGUCACAGAAAAACUUCUGUAUUUGUGAAAAGUCAUUAAAUGAAUGAGCAAUGGUG
Molecule: messenger RNA, 3973 nt
Organism: Dromiciops gliroides (monito del monte)
Lineage: Eukaryota; Metazoa; Chordata; Mammalia; Microbiotheria; Microbiotheriidae
Gene: IKBKG
Product: inhibitor of nuclear factor kappa B kinase regulatory subunit gamma
Exons: 17
Coding region: 582-2348 (588 amino acids)
Biological process (GO): positive regulation of canonical NF-kappaB signal transduction
Cellular component (GO): IkappaB kinase complex; nucleus; cytoplasm
Molecular function (GO): K63-linked polyubiquitin modification-dependent protein binding
Source: RefSeq, a predicted model, not a curated record